Molecule: messenger RNA, 2358 nt
Organism: Dipodomys spectabilis (banner-tailed kangaroo rat)
Lineage: Eukaryota; Metazoa; Chordata; Mammalia; Rodentia; Heteromyidae
Gene: Syn3
Product: synapsin III
Exons: 13
Coding region: 38-1777 (579 amino acids)
Biological process (GO): neurotransmitter secretion
Cellular component (GO): synaptic vesicle membrane; synaptic vesicle
Molecular function (GO): ATP binding
Source: RefSeq, a predicted model, not a curated record
CAUCCGAGGAAGGAGCCAUCCCCACUGAACCGCAGCCAUGAAUUUCCUCAGGCGGCGCCUCUCCGACAGCAGCUUCGUGGCCAACCUGCCCAAUGGCUACAUGACCGACCUGCAGCGCCCAGAGAGCUCCACCAGCUCCCCCGCCUCCCCGGCCAUGGAGAGGAGGCACCCCCAGCCCCUGGCAGCCUCCUUCUCCUCCCCGGGGUCCAGCCUCUUCAGCUCCUUCUCCAGUGCCAUGAAGCAAACGUCACAGGGCCCUGUGGGGCUGGCAGAGCCCCCCACGCCCUCCACACCCAUGGUCCAAAGACCCAGGGUCCUGUUGGUGAUUGAUGACGCUCACACAGACUGGUCGAAAUAUUUCCACGGGAAGAAGGUGAAUGGAGAGAUCGAGAUUCGAGUGGAACAGGCAGAAUUCUCAGAGUUGAACCUGGCAUCUUAUGUAACUGGGGGCUGCAUGGUGGACAUGCAAGUCGUGAGGAAUGGGACAAAAGUUGUAAGAUCCUUCAAGCCCGACUUCGUUCUGGUCCGUCAGCACGCCUACAGCAUGGCACUGGGCGAGGAUUACCGAAGCCUGGUGAUCGGCCUGCAGUAUGGAGGGCUGCCUGCGGUCAACUCCCUCUACUCCGUCUACAACUUCUGCAGCAAGCCUUGGGUGUUCUCUCAACUCAUCAAGAUCUUCCAUUCCCUGGGUCCUGAGAAGUUCCCACUCGUAGAACAGACAUUUUUCCCCAACCACAAGCCAAUGCUUGCAGCCCCGCACUUCCCCGUGGUGAUCAAGCUGGGACACGCCCAUGCCGGCAUGGGAAAGAUCAAAGUUGAAAACCAGCAUGACUACCAGGACAUCACCAGUGUGGUGGCCAUGACCAAAACCUAUGCCACCACCGAGGCCUUCAUCGACUCUAAGUAUGACAUCCGCAUCCAGAAAAUCGGAUCCAAUUACAAGGCAUACAUGAGGACCUCCAUCUCCGGAAACUGGAAAGCCAACACAGGCUCAGCCAUGCUGGAGCAGGUGGCCAUGACAGAGAGGUACAGGCUCUGGGUGGACAGCUGCUCAGAAAUGUUCGGUGGCCUGGACAUCUGUGCCGUUAAAGCCGUCCACAGCAAGGACGGUAGAGAUUACAUCAUUGAGGUGAUGGACAGCUCCAUGCCUCUGAUUGGAGAGCACGUGGAAGAGGACAAACAGCUGAUGGCCGACCUUGUUGUCUCCAAAAUGAGCCAACUUCUGAUGCCAGGGUGCACAGUGCCCUCCCCCCUGAGACCCUGGGCUCCGCAGAUGAAACCUGCGAAAUCCCCUGGGCAAAGCCAGCUGGGGCCUCAGCUGGGGCAGCCCCAGCCACGCCCCCCUCCACAAGGGGGCCCUCGUCAAGCUCAGUCUCCUCAGCCACCCAGAUCUAGAAGCCCCUCCCAGCAAAGGCUCUCCCCGCAGGGCCAGCAGCCUGUGAGCCCCCAGUCUGGAUCUCCUCAGCAGCAAAGGUCCCCUGGCUCUCCACAGUUAUCUCGGGCCUCGGGUGGUAGCUCUCCAAACCAGGCCUCCAAGCCAGGCACCAACCUCGGCUCACAACCCCGGCCCCAUGUGCAAGGCCGCAGCACCUCCCAGCAGGGUGAGGAGCCCCAGAAACCAGCACCACCACAUCCCCAUCUCAACAAAUCCCAGUCAUUGACCAACAGCCUGGGCACAUCAGAUGCCACCCAGCGUGGGGCUCCGAGUGAAGACGAGGCCAAGGCCGAGACCAUUCGCAACCUGAGGAAGUCCUUCGCCAGCCUGUUCUCUGACUAGCCCUGCUCAGGCCGGUGAAGGCAGGAGAGCAGGAGACUCUCCCCCCACUCCUGCCUCCUCUUUGGCCUUGGCUCCUGGCAGGAACAGAUGGAGGGCCAGGGAACAUACAUCCUAAACACCCUGGACCCACGAUGCGAUCAUCCAUGUGUGCCCAUUCUCCAUUACUGUGGCAUUGAGAUGCUAUCUGCCUUCACCAGUGAGCCCCAGAGAACAUCUAGGCCCCUCAACACAGGCCUUCCAGAGAAAACUGGCAACACCCCGCCUACCCACCAUGCCUGCUCCCCAUCCCGAUGCCAAGUGACAUGUCCUCACGUCUGCUGUUCACAUUUUUGUUUUUGCUUGCCUUUGAGCCUUCUCUUCGGGGCCUUCCUUUUGGGGCCUCCUUUCCUUCAACCCCCCCCCCCCCUCCACCAAAUGCAGAUGCUGUCAUUGGACCUCAGCAACCUAGGAGGCGAAUAUUUUUUGAAGUGUUUUUCCACAACCAAGAGAAAAGUGCAUCCUGGGAAUCUACCCUCCCACCCACCCCCACUCCCCCCACCGAGACUCGCCCUUGGACAGAGCAAGCAGGAGCCUCAUCCCAC